AUGGCAAUAGAUCUGUACUACACUCCGGAUUCGCCGGCCUGCCGGUUGGUGCUGCUGGUGGCAGCCGCGCUAGACCUCCAAAUGGAGCAUCAUCACAUCAACUUGCAGAAUGGCGAUCAAUAUGAUCCUAAAUAUUUGAAGAUAAACCCCCAACACUCUGUGCCCACGAUUGUCGACAACGGAUUUCCAGUAUGGGAGGCUCGCGCCAUAGGCAGGUACCUCGUCAACAAGUACGGCAUGGGCAGUACGCUAUAUCCUACAGAAUUGAAAGAGAGGACGUUGGUGGACAUGCGCCUGGACUUUGAUUUAGGCGUCCUAUAUGAAAGAUUUGCAUAUUAUUUUUACCCGCAAUUGUUCAUUGGGGAACGUCCAGAUAAGGUGCAUUUCGCAAAAUUAUUGGAGGCCAUGUUCUUCUUCAACACCUUCCUCGCGGGUGAAACUUACGCCGCUGGCCCAACGCUGACCCUAGCUGACCUCAGUUUGGUCAGUACAAUAUCUACUAUAGAGGCUUCGGGCAUGGAUUUGACGCCUUUCGAAAAUAUUCUUGAGUGGUACACACGGGUGAAGGCCACUGCGCUAAAAUACGAAGAGACCAAUGGAAAAGGACUCGAGGUAUUUAAAGAAAUGGUUGACAACUGGCGAAGAAAUAAAACGGAACUUUAAAGUGUUACGAUGUCAAACCGUGACUAUAGGACCUGUAAAUGGCCCGAAACGUAGUUUUGUUUGAAAAACAAAUAUACGAGAUUUA
This is a messenger RNA of Hyposmocoma kahamanoa, 748 nucleotides long. Its product is annotated as glutathione S-transferase 1-1-like. The transcript is spliced from 4 exons. The record is from RefSeq and is a predicted model, not a curated record. Gene Ontology annotation, molecular function: glutathione transferase activity. Lineage: Eukaryota; Metazoa; Arthropoda; Insecta; Lepidoptera; Cosmopterigidae. Gene Ontology annotation, biological process: glutathione metabolic process. The coding region runs from base 1 to 663 and encodes 220 amino acids.